This is a messenger RNA of Mugil cephalus (flathead mullet), 3844 nucleotides long. Its product is annotated as rab5 GDP/GTP exchange factor-like. The transcript has 8 exons. The coding region runs from base 1 to 1521 and encodes 506 amino acids. Gene Ontology annotation, molecular function: DNA binding; guanyl-nucleotide exchange factor activity; zinc ion binding. Gene Ontology annotation, biological process: vesicle-mediated transport. Lineage: Eukaryota; Metazoa; Chordata; Actinopteri; Mugiliformes; Mugilidae. Gene Ontology annotation, cellular component: endocytic vesicle; cytosol. The record is from RefSeq and is a predicted model, not a curated record.
AUGAUGAGCCAGCGGCGUGGGAUCCACCUGGACCAGUCAGAGCUGCUUUGCAAGAAAGGAUGUGGUUUUUAUGGCAACACUGCUUGGCAGGGCCUCUGCUCAAAGUGCUUCCGAGAGGAAAAUCAGCGAGAAAGGCAAAAACAGAUUCAGGAAGACUUGGCACUCGCCGAGAGGCUGCAGAGAGAGGAACAGGAAGCUUACGAAAGCAGACAUCAGAGGACACAACCUCAGCCUGCUCUUACCCCUGUCAACAAGCUAGAAGAAAGAAAACCUAAGGAAAAAUCCAGCAAAGUCAACACAGUCACUAAGUUUUUUAUUCCGUCUUCAAAAACACCUCCAAAAAAAGAUGCUGCUCCCGUGGACACACACCCCAGCCAAAGCCCCAGCUCCUCAGCAAGCCGACAUCCCUCGGUGGACAGUGACCAUGCAACGCGAGAGUUCAUCGAUUUUCUCAAACCUCUGAAGUCUGGCAGGGAGAUCUUCAAGCAGUGCAGAGCCUUCACUGAGAGCAUGGUCUACAAGCGAGACAUGGGAGCUGAUGAAAUGUCGGAGUGUGUGCAGGACUUUUACCAGAACCUCUCAGAACGCCUCCUGACCCAGUUCAAAGGUUCGUCAGAUCACGUAGAGACUGUCAUGGAUGAGGUCGAGAAGUACAUGAUGAGUCGUCUCUACAAAGAAGCCUUCUGUCCUGAAACCACAGAUGACGAGAAGAAAGACUUGGCCAUUCAGAAGAGAAUCAGGUCCUUGCACUGGGUCACCAUUGAGAUGCUGUGUGUCCCUGUAGAUGAGGAGAUCCCUGAGGUCUCAGACAGAGUAGUCAAAGCCAUCACAGAUGUGAUUGAAAUGGAUUCGAAGCGCGUGCCAAAGGAUAAGCUGGCCUGCAUUACCCGUUGCAGCAAGCACAUCUUCAACGCCAUCAAAGUCAGCAAGAAAGAGGCUGCGUCCGCAGACGACUUUCUCCCGACUCUCAUCUACAUCGUGCUGAAAGCAAACCCUCCGCGACUGCAGUCCAACAUCCAGUACAUCACCCGCUUCUGCAACCCCAGCAGACUGAUGACCGGAGAGGAUGGUUACUACUUCACUAAUCUGUGCUGCGCAGUGGCCUUCAUUGAGAAGCUGGACGCCCAGUCUCUGAACCUGAGCCCCGAGGAGUUUGAGCUCUACAUGUCGGGCCAGGCGUCCCCACACUGGCCGCAAGCCUCCGGAGCUUCCGCCUCCUCCCCGGGAAGCGCGUCUCUGAACCAGGUCCACAAGCGCCUGGACCUGCUCACUGGGCUCGGCGAGAGGCAGGAGCGGGUCAUGGAGAAGGCUCGUCAGCUGGAGAGCGACCUCAUUGACUGGACGGACGAAGUGGAGCAGAAGGUGCAGAGCGCUCUGGAGAGCUUCCCUCCAGAGACGCAAAGCCUUGCUGCAACCACAGCUGGCGGGACUGCGUCCGCCUCGUCAUCAGCAAUCGACUCUGAUAAUGUUGAGAAUGAGCUCCUGCCCCCACCGCUGCAACCACAAGUGUUCGCCGGUUGAUGUGAAGUGUUCCACUCCACAGCAAUUCCUCCAUUCUCCUCCUCUUUUCCCCGCUGUCUGAAUGCACAUACAGAAUUUAGUCCGUUUCCACUCCAGCCAUACCUGUUCCAUCCACACGUUGUCUUAGAGGCUCUGGAACUACACAGAGCAGUAAUGUAACUAUUAAGUUAAAGGACAAGUUUGGCAAGUGCACUUAUUGGCUUCCUUUGAAGAAGCUGGAUGGGACGAUUGGUACCACCUGUGUCUGUGCAAUCAAUAUAAGGCUUCUACCAAAUUAGCUUAGCACAAAAACUGGAAUUAGGUAGAAAACAGCUGGCUUGGCUAAGUCGAUAAACUCGUCCACCAGCACGUCCAACGCACAAAUAUGAACACGUUGCGUCUUGUUUUUGUUUGUACGUAAAAAUAUGUAAGAAUGGCUGAGCUUCCGAGGUGCUAGUUGGUUGAUUUUGUACGGAGCUUUUUCCACACACUUCCAGUCUUUAUGCUGAACUAAGCUUAAUUACUUGAACAAUCAAACACAAGAGUGGUAUUGAUCCUUUCAUCUAACUCUGGACGAGAAAGUUAAUUAGUGUAUUUCCCCAAAAUGUCAAACAAUUUUUGCCACACGAGGGGAAGUACCUGAGCUCUCUCCGAGCGUAUCUGUCAGGAGCGAAGUCAAUGAUCCAGGCAGCGUGCCUCCGUCACUAGGACUUUAGGAGAAAUGUAGUGACAUCCUCGAUCCAGCCAUGUCCUUUGAUGUGAUGUCUUUUUUGCGCAAUAUAACCCUCACACUCCUGGUGUCACUCGAACUGUGUCUUUCUCUGUGACGUGGACAGGGAAAACGUCCGGGAGGCAUCCUUAAUAAGAUGUCCUGAUCACCUCAGCUGUUCAAUGCAAAGGACCAGAAUAACUCCGCUCUAAGCUCUUCCCAAAUACACGUUUGUCCCCGACAAUGGCAUCUUCAGUACCUCAGUAGUUCUUAUCGUUGUUAAAUUUGUUCUGGAAGGAAAAAAAAAACAAAGUUUGGAUGUGAGUUUUAAAUAUAUUUUUUAAGUCGAAUUUGCGAACUUUUCAGACAAGAUUUUUUUGUUUGUUUGUUUGUUUCGUUUUCCCAAACUGACACGAGGAACCUUACUGUCAACCCUGAUAAAUUAUCAUGAAUUUUCAGUAAAGUAUGACUUAAAAAAAAAAAAAAAGAGAGAGAAAUCGGGAAACGUGGUUGACACAUAACUUCCCCCGCCUAAGAAUACCCUCCAGCUUGUGCUUGUGAAUUCUGCCGUACUUGGUGUGCAUUGCCCCAUCUUCCAGAGAGGAAAGGCGUUGGUUGUGCAUGUGAGCAAGUGUGUGUGUGUGUGUGUGUGUUUUGCAUGUACGCGCUCCAUUUAUGUGGAUACACACAAAAGAAAAGGUCCUCCAGUUGUGUGUGUGUGUGUGCGUGUGUGUGUGCGGCUAUCGUAGUCUUGUUCCCCGUGGCAGACCUCUCAUUCCAGUCACAAGCUGGGUGUACAGAAGUGAUUUUAUUUUUCUAUAGAGUGGCAGAUAUACACUUUUGUGGAUGCAUUAAUCCUGUAAUAUUUACAGUAGUUGCUUGAAGACGUCAUAUGGAUUUGAAUGAUUGAAUAGUCAACUUCUUAAGAGGGCGUUUUAAGCAUGACUACUAAAAUGCUCAACUAUAGGGGAGCUAUCGUUUGCCCCGUCAGAGCUGAUGGAUGAAAUAGAUUAAAAAAAAACAAAAAACACACACACACAUAAAGAGGAAGAUGUUUCCCUGUUAGCGUAAGACAUUAAAAAAAAUAAAUAAAUCUCUCCCAAUGCUUUUACCAGUGCAGAAGAAUCCUCUGUUCUAACUUAUUUUGACGCACUUUUGUUUGAUUUUGGCGCUUUUCAUCCAGAGUGAAGGAAGCCUGAAAUGAUUGUGGAAACACGGGCUGUUGCUGCAAAGAUUUCUCACAGCCGUGUUUUUGUGUUCGGCAGUCUUAUAAUGAAGGAAAUGUUUGGGACGUUGGCACAUUUUGUUUUUUUUUGUUAAGAUUUCGUUACGUUGCUAGAUUUGAAUCUGUGUUGAUAUUGGGAGCAGUACUCAGUGCAGAUUUUAGUUUGAGAAAAAGGAUUUUUAAUAUAAAUUUAAACUAUAGCUUGAAUAAACCUCUUAUUGCACUGUAUGCAGAAGCCAUGUAUCAGGUAUUUUAUUAAGCAUUGUCUUCGUUACAUUUUAGGUUUGUUAUCGUGUCACAUGGGGGAGAUUAACUCAAUACUGUCUCUUAUUUAAAAUGUAACUUAUUGGGACAGUGUUGGCAUACUUGCAUCUAUGGGUGUGUGAUGAUUAAUAAAAGCGGAAAGUGUC